CCGAGCCCUCGAUCGCAGGGCUCCCGCGGCCGGCGGGCGGAGCGGGCUCCAGGGGGCGCCCCGACCAGAGCGGCGGAGAGCCGGCGUUCCAGGGACGCGGCGGGAGGAGCGGCCUGCGCCGCUGCCCCUGAGCACCCCCCCGGCGGCUGCGGUGGUCGCCCCGACCCACGCCCCGCGGCUCCGCCGCCGCCAUGAGGCUGCGGGUGCGGCUUGAGAAGCGGACCCGGCCGCUGGAGAUGCCCGAGGCGGAGCCGACGCUGGGGCAGCUGCGCGCGCUCCUGAGCCAGGCCCUGCUGCCCACCUGGGGUACAGGUAGUUCUGAUACCCGAUUUGCAAUUACAUUGAACAACAAGGAUGCCCUCACUGGAGAUGAAGAGACCUUGGCUUCGUAUGGGAUUGUUUCUGGGGACUUGAUAUGUUUGAUUCUUGAAGAUGCCAUGCCAGCACCUAACUUACCUUCAUCCACAGAUUCAGAGCAUUCCUCACUCCAGAAUAAUGACCAACCCUCUUUGGCCGCCAGCUCCAGUCAGGCCAGCAUACCUGAUGAACAACGGAAUGAUUCAUUCCCAGGACAGGCAGCCCAAUCCCAUGUCUGGAAUGACGACAGUAUGUCAGGGCCUAGUCAAACCUUUGAAGCUGAAUCAACCCAGGAUGUCGUGGAUAUGGAGGAGGGCUCAGGCUUCUGUCCCUCAGAACCCAUGCUCUGCAGCGAAGCCGUGGAAGGGCAGGUGCCACAUUCCUUAGAGACCUUGUACCAGUCAGCCAACUGCUCCAACGCCAGCGAUGCCUUGAUAGUGUUGGUCCAUCUCCUCAUGUUGGAGUCAGGGUACAUCCCUCAGGGGACUGAAGCCAAAGCUGUGUCCAUGCCAGAGAAGUGGAAAUCGAGCGGCGUGUACAGGCUGCAGUACACACACCCUCUCUGCGAGGGCGGCUCUGCAGCGCUCACCUGUGUGCCUUUGGGAAACCUGAUCAUCGUGAACGCUACACUGAAAAUCAGCAGUGAGAUUCGAAGUGUGAAAAGAUUGCAGCUGCUGCCAGAAUCCUUUAUUUGCACAGAGGAGCCAGGGGAAAAUGCAGCCAAGGUGUACAAAGACCUUCAGAAGCUCUCUCGCCUCUUCAAAGACCAGCUGGUGUACCCUCUUCUGGCUGUCACCAGGCAAGCACUGAACCUGCCAGAUGUGUUUGGGUUGUUGGUCCUCCCGUUGGAACUGAAGCUGCGGAUCUUCCGACUCCUGGAUGUUCGUUCAGUCUUGUCCCUGUCUGCAGUCUGUCGUGAUCUCUUUAUUGCUUCGGGAGACCCGCUGCUGUGGAGGUGUCUAUACCUGCGGGACUUUCGAGAUGGUACUGUCAGAGCUCGAGACACAGAUUGGAAAGAACUAUACAGGAAGAGGCACAAACAAAGAAAAGAGGCUCAGAGAGGGCGGCACGUGAUGUUCCUGCCAUCGUCACCCUACCCCAUCCCCUUCUAUCCUGGCCCCUUGCACCCCUUCCAUCCCAGCUCGCUGCUCCCUCCGGGGAUCAUCGGUGGUGAAUACGAUGAAAGGCCAACACUUCCCUACGUCGGGGACCCUAUCAAUUCUCUCAUCCCGGGGCCUGGGGAGACACCUGGCCAGUUCCCCCCACUCAGACCACGUUUUGAUCCAAUUGGCCCGCUUCCAGGACCUAACCCUAUCUUGCCAGGGCGAGGGGGCCCCAGUGACAGAUUUCCCUUCAGGCCCGGUAGGGGUCGGUCGACUGACAGCCGACUGUCAUUUAUGUGAUGGUUUGCAAUCUCGCUCUGAAGCUCAGUCUGGUUUCGUUUGUUCUUUAAGGCUGCAGAUGCCAUCUCCCUGGGGUGCUGGUCUCUAGUGCUGUUCCUGCACACGGGUGAGAGCGGCGUUCCCAGAGCCUUUCUGUGGGUAUUUCCAGCUUCAGGGGUGCUGUGGCCCAAAGGUUGCUCUGUGGAAAGGUUGGCCACAGGGCUAGUUUGCUACUGAUUUCCCUGUUCUGAUUCCUCUCUAGAAUGGAGCUUGUUAUACUGACAAUGUUGUGCACCAGAUUAAAGAAAAGGUAUAAGUUACAUGGC
Messenger RNA from Sciurus carolinensis (gray squirrel), 2065 nucleotides. It is a transcript of the gene Fbxo7, whose product is annotated as F-box protein 7. The coding region runs from base 192 to 1760 and encodes 522 amino acids. Gene Ontology annotation, biological process: autophagy of mitochondrion; positive regulation of autophagy of mitochondrion. NCBI's taxonomy places the organism in Eukaryota, Metazoa, Chordata, Mammalia, Rodentia, Sciuridae. The record is from RefSeq and is a predicted model, not a curated record. Gene Ontology annotation, molecular function: protein kinase binding. The transcript is spliced from 9 exons.